Messenger RNA from Paramacrobiotus metropolitanus, 1944 nucleotides. RefSeq names its product UDP-glucose 4-epimerase-like. The coding region runs from base 355 to 1416 and encodes 353 amino acids. NCBI's taxonomy places the organism in Eukaryota, Metazoa, Tardigrada, Eutardigrada, Parachela, Macrobiotidae. Gene Ontology annotation, cellular component: cytosol. Gene Ontology annotation, biological process: beta-D-galactose catabolic process via UDP-galactose, Leloir pathway. The transcript is spliced from 8 exons. The record is from RefSeq and is a predicted model, not a curated record. Gene Ontology annotation, molecular function: UDP-glucose 4-epimerase activity.
CGUAGCCAGUUUUACGAAGUCCUUUUGGAAUAUUCAGAAUGAAAAGAAAUUUGUCGUUGUUUUUGUUUAGUGGUUGUGUGAACUAAUUUCAAUUUUUUUGUUCGCGGUUUGGUGACAGCUUUGUUCUGAACUCUGGCCUACAACGAGUUACAAAAUUGUUUUAUUCUGGUAUUCCGACAUUAGCGUAGUUAUAGACUCUUAUUAUCUUAUAGUUACUUAGUUGUGCUGGUCGACCGCGUCUUCGACCGUGCUCUACGUGACAGUUAUCCGCACAAAAGUGAUCGAAGAGCUGCAGCGGAACGGAUUGCAAAUUUGGUAUUGACUAGAAGAAGACAAUUUUCUAUACCUGCAGCGAUGACAUCGGGAUCCCGGACCGUUCUUGUGACUGGUGGAGCGGGAUAUAUUGCUAGCCACUGCAUUGUGGAGCUGCUGAACGAAGGAUACCAAGUGGUGGCUGUGGAUAAUUUUGCCAAUGCUGUGGAAGAUCCUCAGGCUUCGGGAUUCCCAGAGAGUCUGAAGCGGGUUGAGCAAAUCACUGGGAAGAAAUGCAUUUUUCAUAAGGCUGACAUGAACGACACUCAAGCUUUGAAUGCAAUCUUUCAAAAGCAUGAAAUUUAUUGCAUUAUUCAUUGCGCUGCCUUGAAAGCGGUGGGAGAAUCGGUGCAGAAACCAUUGGAAUAUUAUAAGAGCAACGUUGGAGGAUCGAUCAAUCUCUUAAUGGUUGCUAGAAAUGCGGGAGUCAAGCGUUUCGUCUUUUCCAGUUCAGCAACAGUUUACGGAAAUCCUCAGUAUCUCCCGAUUGAUGAGAAACAUCCGGUUGGUGUAGGAAUAACGAAUCCUUAUGGGCAGACGAAGUAUAUGGUGGAAGUCAUACUUCAGGAUUUGCACAAGUCUGAUGCAGCUUGGGACAUAAUCUUGCUGCGGUAUUUUAAUCCAGUAGGAUCGCACGAAUCGGGAAGAAUAGGCGAAGAUCCCCAGGGUCCUCCAAACAACCUUAUGCCGUUCGUUGCGCAGGUCGCAGUUGGCCGACAACCGGAAUUGAAAGUUUUUGGAUCGGAUUACGAUACAAAGGAUGGAACGGGUGUGAGAGACUAUAUCCACGUUGUGGACUUGGCCAAAGGCCAUGUGGCUGCUCUGAAAAAGUUCGAAAAAUCGUUUGGACUGAAGGUUUACAAUUUGGGAACUGGUCAGGGAUAUUCCGUUCUGGAAAUGGUCGAGGCUUUCAAAAAAGCUUCCGGUCGAGAUAUACAGUAUCGAAAGGUCGAUAGAAGAGGAGGAGAUGUUCCAACUGUAUACGGUUCCGCAGCGUUGGCGGAGAAAGAACUAAACUGGAAAUGCGAAAAAGGAUUGGAUGAUAUGUGUCGAGAUCUGUGGCGUUGGCAGGAGCAAAAUCCAAAGGGAUUCGCAAACAAGUGAACGAGAGUGGAAAGAGAAAGUGACCACUUGAGCCGUGUCUCGUGUCUUUUAGUGCCCUGACUGGGUUAAAUCAACAGCUCAUUCUCUCACAAUGAAGGGGAAAUAUUCAAGGCUGGCCAGCAUUGUUCUUCUGCAAACCGGAUGAUUAACUUGCCUUUUUCACACUCCGAUGAGAGAUCAAAUUUAAUCAGCAUUCCCUGUUGUCGUCGUCUCCAUAAUUUAUGUGUUCCUUCCAGAAAUUAUCUUCCUUGUUGAUAACGAAGUUUUUUAUCGCGAAUAUUGUUAAUGAUUGAUUAUACUGAACUUUGUGCCCUGAUGUUCUAUAUUUUUCUAAAUUGCUUCGGCCUUCCCGGUGUUUGCCUUUUUGUGUAGUGCACUGUAUAACCAUUUGGAAAAGUGUUGUUUUUGCUGAACUCGGCAAGUCUCCAUCGUUUCUGGCUGUCUAACUCGGCGCAGUCAAUGCGCCAGCGCAAGCUGUGUUGACUUUUACUGGGGCGUGGAGAAAAGUGCAGUAAAACGAUUAAAGUC